AUCUGCCCCAUCAGCUUAUCAUCACACACUACUACUAUCAAACAUCUACCUACCUACCCAAUCAAACAAUAUUCUUCCCUAAUUGUCAAUAUGCGUUGUGCCUCGCUUGCAAGCAUCCUUCUUUCUGUCCUUGCCGUCUCCAUAGAUGCCGCUCCACAACCCGAGCACUCAGUAAAGCGAAAGGCUGGCGACCCAUGCCCCAAGCCAGGAGUAGUCUGGUGCCAGGACAACCUCGUCCAUACCUGCUCCGAUGUCUUCCGUAUUGAGACUCCUGGCAUGACUUGCGCACAGAAGGAGAAGAGGGAAAUUGAGAAGAGGAAGGUCAAUGACCCUUGUGACAAGAUCAACGUGAGUUGGUGCCAGGACAACCAGGUCCUUUUCUGCUGGCAGGUCCCCGAACGCCAGUAUGGUCUGAUCAGGCCCACUGGUCUCACCUGCGAUCAGUAAAUUUGGUCGACAUAUCAUAUUGGACAAUCCAUAUCCUGAAUAACGUCGUACGUUGAGGAAGGUUGGGAUGUCGCGUUUUCGUUCUGUAUAUAUGGACACAUUUUCUC
Messenger RNA from Aaosphaeria arxii CBS 175.79, 554 nucleotides. RefSeq lists its product as uncharacterized. NCBI's taxonomy places the organism in Eukaryota, Fungi, Ascomycota, Dothideomycetes, Pleosporales. The transcript is spliced from 2 exons. The record is from RefSeq and is a predicted model, not a curated record. Bases 91 to 447 code for a protein of 118 amino acids.